AUGGCCGUGCCGCCGGAGGAGCACCGGCAGCAGCAGCAGGAGCAGGACGACGACGACAGCGACGAGUUCACGUUCCCCACGCCGCCGCAGCUCCUCCCCGGUGGCGCGCGCGGCAAGGACGGCCGCCACCUGCCCUGCUCGGCGUCGGCGUCCUCCUCCCCGCCCGUCUGGCUGCUCUCCUCCCCGAUCCGCCGCAGCUUCUCGGCCGCCGACUGCGCCGCGUCGCCGUGGCGCGACAGGGCGCUGCUCAGCCGCCAGCGCCGCAACGGCGCGUGCUCCCCCGCGCUCAGCGACUACGCCGCCGCCGCCGGCUUCUGCGACGACGAGGAGGAGGAAGAGGAGAGGAUGGACAGCCUCUGGGAGGACCUCAACGACGACGACGCGGCCGCCCGGAACGACGACCUGUUCCCGGGUCCCCUCGACGUGUCGCGCCGCCGGUCCGUCGCCGUCGCCGGGCCGGACGCCGCCGAGAGGGCGAGGAGGGCGGCCAAGGCCCCGCGCGAGCCCGCCGCCGCGGUGCUCGGCGCGUCGAGGAGCUCGCGGCGGCGCCCGCCGGGGCUGGUGGUGAUGAUGCGCGCGCUAAGGAGGUUGUUCGUGGCGCACAAGGGCAAGAGCAGGGUGCACAGGGACGAGCAGAGCGCCGCCUCUGCCUCGGCUUCUUCCGGCAGUAACCCCUUCAACAAAGGAUGAGUGAGCUGCAGCAUCACAAAUGCAGCAUCACUCAGCCUAAUCCUCUAGUAUUGUGUUCGUUUUGUCAAAAACUCUUUGUGCUUCCAUUUCUUCUUGACUGGAUUAUUGUUCCGGCCAUGGUGAUCAUCACAGUAUUAGUUUUGUGGCAAACAUAUAUAUUAAUGUGCAUCCUUGUGUAUAGCUCUACAUUUUUUGUUAAAAAAAUUACAGAAGAAUCUAUGUUCUUGUUAGAUUGUACAUGUUAA
This is a messenger RNA of Panicum virgatum (switchgrass), 935 nucleotides long. RefSeq lists its product as uncharacterized. The transcript has a single exon. The record is from RefSeq and is a predicted model, not a curated record. Lineage: Eukaryota; Viridiplantae; Streptophyta; Magnoliopsida; Poales; Poaceae. Bases 1 to 690 code for a protein of 229 amino acids.